UAAGAAAUUAAUUCCUGUUCACGUAAUCUGUAUUUCGAGUAAGUCGCUUGAAUCGGUUGCUUCUUCAGCGAAAAAGCAUGUCUACGACAAAGAAAAAUCUGCUACUGUUGUACGAUCAUCCCAAAGAAUCAAUACUCUCCACUAGAGGUCCUGAGAAUGUUCAGUUUGAUGUUCCAAAUUCUUAUUUGAAUGAUGAAUACAAGAAUAUUAGUGUACAAAUAGCAAAUAAAUUUGGGGAAGAUGCUUCAGAAAAAGUAACAGUAAAUGAAAUUUCUAUUCCGCCAUUUGGAGAAAUUCUUUCCUUUCCAAGAGAUGAGAACUUCUCUCUCUUCAUUCCCAGGCAUAGACGCUUGGCUGGAAAACUAAUUGAUAUUUUUCUAGGAAUGAGGGACGUCGACGAACUUCUUUCCGUUGCAGUUUUUGCUCGAGAACAUGUGAACCCACUUCUAUUCAACUACGCAUUUUCCGUUGCUCUGCUGCAUAGACCAGACACGCAAGAUCUAGACGUUCCAUCGGUAAUCCAGUCUUUUCCAGACAAAUACGUUGACAGCAAGGUGUUUGGACGAGCAAGAGAGAUAGCUACUACCAUCCCGGAAACGUCUAGAGUUCCCAUUGAAGUGCCAAAGGAUUACACAGCUUCAGAUCUAGAGAUUGAGCAUCGAUUGGCUUACUUCAGGGAAGAUAUCGGCGUCAAUCUCCAUCAUUGGCAUUGGCAUCUAGUCUAUCCAAUCGAAGGACCUCUUCAAAUUGUCGACAAAAAUCGAAGGGGAGAGUUGUUUUAUUAUAUGCACCAACAGAUCAUUGCAAGAUAUAACUUUGAACGUUUCUGCAACCAAAUGAAGCGCGUGGAAAGAUUCCUCGAUUUCGAUGAACCGAUCAAGGAAGCCUACUUUCCCAAACUUGAUAGCUUGGUAGCUAGUCGCAAUUGGCCUGCUAGAGUUGCCAACCAACGUCUCCAGAAUUUAAGAAGGGAAGUUGAUCAAAUAUAUCUUGAUAUAGACGAAAUGAAAAGGUGGAGAGACAGAAUAUUUGACGCUAUUCAUUCCGGUGUUGUAAAAGGGGAGAACAGAAAUGACAUAAUCCUAACUGAGAAUGAAGGAAUUGACAUCUUGGGAAACCUGCUAGAAUCAACGAUUUUGUCAGUGAAUAGAGCUUACUAUGGCGAUUUGCACAAUAUGGGGCAUACAAUCGUUUCUUACAUUCAUGAUCCAGAUGCCAGACAUUUGGAAUCAUUUGGUGUUAUUGGAGAUUCCACCACUUCUAUGAGAGAUCCUUGGUUCUAUUGCUGGCAUGCGUAUAUGGAUGACAUCUUUCAGAAUUUCAAAUCUACUCUACCCAGAUAUACGGUGGAACAGCUGGACUAUCCUGGAAUCACUGUUGAAAGCGUGCAAGUUGAAAGUGAAGGUAGCCCAGAUAAUGUUUUUGAAACAUUCUGGCAACAGUCAGACGUCGAUUUGUCCAGAGGAAUGGAUUUCCAACCUAGAGGGGCAAUUCUUGUUAGAUUUACUCAUCUUCAACACACAAACUUCUCAUAUAAAAUUACUGUUAACAAUCAAACUACUGGAAACCGAGAGGGAACUUGUAGAAUAUUCCUUGCACCCAAGUAUGAUGAGAGGGGAAAUCCAUGGUUAUUCCGAGACCAGAAGACGAUGUUCAUUGAACUGGACAAAUUCAAAGUAACAUGUGAGUAUGGUAUUGAUUCAAAAUAAAAACGACAACCAUUA
Messenger RNA from Leptinotarsa decemlineata (Colorado potato beetle), 1724 nucleotides. Its product is annotated as phenoloxidase 1. Gene Ontology annotation, molecular function: oxidoreductase activity; nucleic acid binding. The record is from RefSeq and is a predicted model, not a curated record. Lineage: Eukaryota; Metazoa; Arthropoda; Insecta; Coleoptera; Chrysomelidae.